CGGGUGGUGCGUACGGCAUCUCACGGGUUAAGCAGAGUGGCGGAAAGGGGCUGCCCACAAGGUGGCGUACUUUCUCCCCUGCUUUGGAACCUAGUGGUGGAUGAGGUACUCAAGAAAUUGAGGAACUCUUUACCACAGGUGUACUCAAACGGCUAUGCCGAUGAUAUAAGUACUUUGAGUCGCGGACUGGAUCUGGGGACAGUGGUACAGGAUGCUCAGCGGAGUAUCAACAUAGUGAAUAGGUGGAGUCAGCAAGUAGACCUCGGCGUUGAGGGCGACAAGGUGGCUGCCAUUCUACUCACGAGUAAGCGGGUAGGGAGCGAAGCUUUACUUAGUAUUGCUGGAAAACCUAUUCCGUUUACUAAAUCUGCAAAAUAUCUUGGGGUCACAAUUGACAGCAAGCUAUCUUGGAAACCACAUUGUACGGACAGGGCUACCAAGGGUAUGAUGGCCCUGGCUGUCUGUAAAAGGGCGAUUGGACCCACAUGGGGACUUAGACCCUCUACAGUGAUGUGGAUGUAUAAAACCAUCGUCCGACCGACAAUGGAGUAUGGAGCAGUGGUGUGGUGCAGUGCUUCGAAAGUCAAAUGCCAUAUGAAACUCCUGGAUAGGGUACAGAGGGUGGCAAUGCUGUCGACCUCUGGAACCAUGAGGAGUACUCCCUCUGCGAGUUUGGAGUGCCUAUUCGGGCUUGAGCCGAUGGACAUUCGGAUUCAAAGAGUCGCACUUUCAACAAUGUAUCGUUUGCAAGUGAACAACCAAUGGUUGGGAUGGUAUGGGAGGGGAUUCAAAGGGCCUAUGUCACACAUGGACCUUUGCAAUAACCUCUCUAGUAAAGUAACCGUUUGCGGGCCUGGGAAAUCGGACCGUAAAAAGGCCUGUAGAGAGUGGGCUGAAAAAGCGCACAAAUCUAGGUGGCAGGACACUCAUCUGUGUAAGCAGACCAAACUCUUUCUUAAGGAGCCAUACCAGGCAAACUUGGGGAACAUUGUAAAAUUAAACCGUAACUCACUGCGCCAACUGGUUCAGGUAAUAACGGGGCAUAAUACUUUGAACUCACAUCUGUAUAAUUUGAACCUGGUGUCCUCCCCUGGCUGCUUGUGCGGACAGGGGAAGGAAACAGGGUAUCACUUUAUUACACAGUGUGAUUGUUUUGCGAUGACUAGACUUGUAGUACUCGAAGGGCUUUAUCUGACCUCCGAGGAAUUACUUGAAAUGCCGUUUGCCAGGUUAGCAAGGUUUAUUGCUAAGUCUGGAAGAUUUUUAAACAAUCGCGAAUGGCAGAAUUCGCAAUAUUAAACGCAAGUGUCCUUAGGGGAGUCGGCAAUUAGCCUUAAAUGCGCUACCGCCGCUGGCCUGGCUGUCUCUAUUAAUGAGUAGUCUGGUCACCCCACAUAGUACAUACAUACAACAUCGUCGCCGAUGUACAUAUUUAGCUAAUCGGAUGAUUUUGCUGAAGAUUUAUCCGCUGGGAUAAAUACAUUUGUCACGACAAUAGAUUUUUUGAAUGUAUCGACAAAAGCCAUGCACAUUUAUGUGUGCACACAUAUCGGGACUCGAUACACUGGGUGAUGAUUUUUUUGACGACGCUGUUUAGAGGAAGUAUAUUCAGAUGUUACACUUACAUAGAUAUGCAUGUACAUAAAUAUCUAUGUACGCCGAAAGAUCACGCAACUAGGUAAACGAUAAAUAUGAAGCUAUUUAUGUGUUUUAUUGGGAACACAACUUGCUACAUACCUAUAUUUAAUUUACAUAUUUAUGUAUGUACAUAUGCAACCAUUAAUGCUGCGUAGAUAAUUUAUAACUUGAUUUCGUUUAUCAUAAGAAUUGCUUAUACAUAUUUAGCCAUCUGAUAAUAAAUAAAAUAGGAUUUAUUCUGUGUUCUGAAAUGUUAAUAUACAUACAAUCUUUGGAUAAUCAGGGUUAUGUACAUACAUGUGCAUAUGUACAUACAUAAGAAGUUGUGUUUAGAUAAAGAGGAAAUGAAUAUCGAUCGGAACAUUAAAUUCACAUUGCUAAAGUUAAUGCAGAAUUAAGAGAAGAAAACUUUCCUCACAUUCGCAACAAUUGCACAAUAAAUGCCGUAAAAAUACAACACACUCUGUCAGACGAGGAAAAUCGGAACGAAAAGAUUAUUUCGUUUAGCUUGAAACAUGCAGAAUAGAAGUUCCAGAAUUAUUUAUGCAUGCACAUUUCUCUCCAUCGUUAAUUCCGUUAAAUAUCAAUUUAAAUUUGAAUUUGAUUAUUCUUAGUGUAUAAAAAGCAAUUUAUAGAUGACUAUGGGCAGUCCUUUUCCAAUUUGCUGUCAGACUGGAACUUCCAGUGUUUCUAGGGAUUUUGUAAAGGUUUUUAGAUUUCUGGAAAUAAUCGGCACAAAAAUAUGUUUGUGUUUUACACUUUCGCCGUGGGUGUGGCACUCCUCGUAUAUUAUUAUCUUCUCCGUAAAGAAGAUAAGACAGGGGAACCGCCAGGUAAAAUUAUGAAUAUAAGAAAAAUUACACAUUUAAUUAUGGCUAAAAUUUUACAAUUUUGUUCAGGUCCAAAAACGUUGCCAAUUCUCGGAAAUUUAUUAGACUUGAUUUGGGCGUCGAGUAAUAUGACGCAAUCGUUGGGAAUCUUGGCCGAAAAGUGGGGGGAAAUAUAUACUUUGCAAAUGGGAACAAAAAAGACUGUCGUGCUGACGUCGAAAGAAUCGAUGGAGACGGUGCUCAGCAACGAGUCCGCCUUGGGUCGCGAAGUCUCUGGAACAGUCUCCGACCGAGCGUUUCACAAACCGAUUGGAAUAUUAGCGUCGUCAGGUUUAUAUUGGGAAACUUUGAGGACGUGGGCUUUCAAAAAUUUGAAAGAUUUCGGUUUCGCGAAAUCCGUCGAGAUGGAGAGUUUCAUUCAGACCACUGCGGAAACGCUAUUUAACGAAAUUGACACCCACAUCGGUACCAAGAAGAACAGCGCAGCCAUUCAAGUCGACCUUCUCUUCCACCCUUCCAUCCUGACCAUCAUGUGGCAAAUGUGUGUCGGACGUCUUGACCCGGAUGAUAUGCCAAAGAUUAAAAUCCUCUCAGAAAAGGGGGACAGAUGUCUGCAGAGUGGCGUUUUCGGGACUGGAAUCGUCAACGCGUUCCCAUUCUUGCGACGCGUCUUCCCAAAUUUGCUAGAGUACAAUAUUCAAAUGGAUUAUUUCAAUACGUGCAACGCAAUCGCAAAGAGAAUGUAUCUCGAUUGCGAAGCAAAAUUAAAAGUCACGCAGAAAACCAAACCCUCAUCUUUGUUAGAAGCCUUCGUUUUGAACACCUUGAACGAUAAAGAAAUGUGCAAUUGUGAAAACUGGCAAAUCACAUUUCAGGAUUUAAUCAUGGGCAGUACGGAUACGUCCAGUUCGUUCAUGGAGGCGUUUGUCUUGUACCUCGUCGCAUUUCCGGAAGCACAGGAGAAAGUUUACCAAGAGGUUUUGAAAGUAGCGCCAAACGGGGGGUUUCCUGGGUAUGCGGAUCGAUCAGAGACGCCUUACACACAAGCCUUUAUUUACGAAGUACAUCGGAACGCCCGAGUUUUACAGAAUCUUGCCCCACAUUUGGCGACGGCGGAUAUAAAAUAUAAAAACUAUACGAUUAAAAAGGGCACCAUCCUCCUGGCUGAUACUCGCCUUUACAGCGAAUCUAAAGAGGUGUGGGGUGACCCGGAAGUAUUCAGACCGGAAAGAUUCCUAAACGAGGCUGGCGAGCUUAUGGAUCCGUCGUGGCAAAGCAUCGUUUCCUUCUCGUUUGGCCGACGAAAUUGUCCGGGUGAAUUGCACGGAAAAAUUGUGGGGUACAUGUUCCUCGCCGCGUUUGUGUUGUGGUACAAAGUUUCCAUUCCGAUGGGUCAACCACUCCCACGGUUGGACUUGAAACCUGGAAUCUCCUCGAAACCGUACCCUUUCGAAGCAGUCUUUACUCGACGAUAAAUAAAUUGGGAGAAGUUAAACAAAUAAGUAAAUACCAAUUUGUAAUGAUUUGUCAUAAUUGUAAAACAAUUACUUAUAAUUCUUGGGAUAGUGGGACGAAAUGGUAAUAAAUUAUUGAGAAAUUUAUGAUGCUCAAUUUUACUGAA
Messenger RNA from Folsomia candida, 4089 nucleotides. RefSeq names its product farnesoate epoxidase-like. The transcript has 8 exons. The record is from RefSeq and is a predicted model, not a curated record. Gene Ontology annotation, molecular function: oxidoreductase activity, acting on paired donors, with incorporation or reduction of molecular oxygen; heme binding; monooxygenase activity. Bases 2381 to 3943 code for a protein of 520 amino acids. Lineage: Eukaryota; Metazoa; Arthropoda; Collembola; Entomobryomorpha; Isotomidae.